GGGAACGCCAUCGAGUUCUCAAUGUGUGCCCAUGCGUUCCCAUCUGUUCACAGACUAUGGAUUCUCCGACUCCAUCGCCCUCUCAAUGUUGCAAGGCCAAAGCCAUAGACACCGCCAUAGCCAAGCUGGGGCUUAGGGUUUAGCCUCUAAGCCCUUCGUUCACCUCGGGCUUGGAUUUGCUAGGCUUGGCGGAAGCAUUCGAAAUUCCGUUCAACCUCACAAUUUUUUUUGCGCAGUUUCUCGCGCUGGGUGCCAAUUCGUAGAGGAAGUUCAAGGGCUUUAAGAAGGGGUUGAUCCAGGAGAGUUUCUAAACCAGCGUUUGGUGUUGGGCUGAGCCCUCGCCGGCACUAUGCAGUCGGAUGAAGUCGUAUGGCAGGUCAUCAAUCAUGUCCACUGCAGCUUCAAGGCCAAUGUUUUGAAUGGUGGUGGUGUAGAAUGCAAACCCAGAAUUUUUGUAGGAACGAAUACAAUGUCACGGGACUUUGUAAUCGGAGCUCGUGUCCGCUGGCUAACAGCAGAUAUUCUACAAUUCGCGAAAUUGAUGGUACGUUGUAUUUGUACAUGAAAAGCAUUGAGAGAUCACAUGCUCCCAAGGACUUGUGGGAGCGUGUCAAACUCCCUCGCAAUUAUGGGAAGGCGCUGGAAACGAUUGAUAAACAUCUGGAACAUUGGCCAAAAUUUUUGGUGCACAAAAAUAAGCAGCGACUUACCAAAAUGACCCAGUAUUUGAUCCGAAUGCGGAAAUUGGCAUUGAAAAUGAAGCGCAAACUUGUUACUAUGCCUGCGAAGGAAGUGAAAAGAGAAAAGCGGAGGGAAGCUAAAGCAUUAACAGCUGCUGUCUUGGACAAGUCGAUAGAGAAGGAGUUGCUCCAGCGAUUACAAAGUGGAACCUAUGGAGAUAUAUACAACUUUCCUGUUAAGGAGUACGAGAAAGUCUUGGCGAUGGAGGAGAUGGAACCUGCCGGUGAAGAAAGUGAAGAAGAGGAGGAGGAGGAGCCUGAAGUUGAGUAUGUGGAGGGGUAUGAAAUGGAGGAUGAAGAUGAGGAUGAUGCAAUGGAAGACUUCGCUCAGGGUGCAAACAGGAUGCCAGACUCUGAAGAUGACGAUGGAGAGCAAUCUGAUGAAGAUUCAGAUGAAUCUGAGGAGGCGGAUUUGGAAGCAAGCCUUCGGUCGAAGAAAGCUCCCAAGGUUCCUUCAAAAAGAAGUCAAGCUACUCCUGUACCAGUUGGUAGAAAGAAACGACGACCCCAUGUUGAAAUUGAGUAUGAAGAGGAGCGGGAGAUGGAGAGUUCGCAUGUUUGAUUUUGCCAUCAUCUGCUGCGAACUCGGUUGUACACCUAAUUUUGUAGACGACUAGAUUAGACUAAUGAUAAAUAUGAUACAUUCCCCAUAGUUGUAGAGGGAUCAACAGAUAUAAGAAUGUAUUGGAGCAGGGUGCAAGAUGGUGCACAAGCAUGAUUCUUGUGACUGAUGUGUUUCUGUGGGGCAGUGCAAGCUUGUUACAGUGAAAAAUUGAACGGAGGUACAACAAUCAGUGACAUCAAUUUCUUAUAGAGGUACAACGGUUGUUUUGUUCCAUUAUCUGCUUGA
Messenger RNA from Physcomitrium patens, 1590 nucleotides. RefSeq lists its product as uncharacterized. Gene Ontology annotation, biological process: maturation of 5.8S rRNA; maturation of LSU-rRNA. The record is from RefSeq and is a predicted model, not a curated record. Gene Ontology annotation, cellular component: preribosome, large subunit precursor; nucleolus. Lineage: Eukaryota; Viridiplantae; Streptophyta; Bryopsida; Funariales; Funariaceae.